AUGCGCGACACAUUAAAGCAGCAACACUGCGCCUCCGCCCCCCUCUCCCCCAUGCUGCAAAUGCCGCCAACAGCUCCGGUAUCCCCCUUUGAAGUCCAUCCAGCCAGGAGCGGCGCAGCCGUCUCCUCCUCCCCGCACGGUAGUCUCCACCUGCACGCCCCACAGCAGCAGCAGGAGUUCUGUGUCUCGCCUGCGCCUACACCGGACGACGUUGCUGGUGACGGCACCGUGGCUGCAACCCAAUUCCGCCUCGGCCCCGGCACCAGCCCCAACGCUGCCAUCGACAUGUCCGGGAUGGAGGUCCCCGGGCCGGUCUUCCAUCCGGACCUCACGCGCAGCCAGGACGUGCAGUCGCCGUCCAAUGGGGACGUGCAGAAUGACCAUGAUGAACGGCAACAGCAGCAUGUCGUCGUGCCGGGCGAUGUAGGGUCUUUCGGGCAACUAGACCAGCCGGCUUACGUGCAGCAGGCUCGCCAUCACCAAGUCAUACCGGUACCGGAUCAGCAUGGCCAAUUUGGCAUUCUGACGCCGGGCCCCGCAAUCCCUGAUCAGAGUGCAACUGGGACAGCGGAAUCUCUCAUUGGGCCCAGCGGCUUCGUUCCCAUUGAUGGCACCACCGCCCCCGGUUGGAGGCCGCACGGUAGUCUCCUUAGUAGUAAAUGGGUUAUGGAUCCUCCGAACCUCGACGAGUGGCGUCAGAAGCUAUUUGACGCAGACGGUCUCAUCAUUCUUACUCACGAACAAUUUGAAGCCUACUUCCCGCACAUAGACAACGUCUAUUCCCACAGGUCCACACAAACGUAUAAGAAGAAGCCCUUCAUUUCGCACUACUGGGACUGCCGCCUCAAGGGUCGGCCACCAGGGACUAAGAAGUCGGACGACCCCAACAAGAAGCGCCGCAACCGUGUCUCGCGCAAGCUCAAUCUCUGCGACGUCAAAAUCAAGAUCACAGAGUACUUUCCUGGCGCAACGCUUCACGACGUAGAUGAUGGCACUUAUGGGCCUCUCAAUGGGGAGCAGAUCCUUAACGGCGCCCACACCGUUCUCGCACCGCCAGGCGAGAGGGAUCUGCGGGUCGCGCCCGCCACGUCGAGCAAUCUGCCGGCGCCGGGGCACAAGUUCUGGACAAUUCAGAGGGUGAACGGCCAUAUUAGCAUCAGCGGAACCCCCGGGCCACAUCAACAUACGCUGGCGAAGAGCGACGAAGUGAAAAGGAAUAGUAUCCAGCGAUAUCUGGCCAAGCACAAGAACGAAACUGAUCUUGUUAAGAACGCCGGACCUAUGAAAGCGACCGGAAAGGCGCAUUGGACAGUUAAGAAGCGUGAAAAGGAGAGCGACUUGAGGCUGUAUUCAGCGUGUUACUGUCCUUUUUCUCAGCGUGUCUGGAUCGCCCUCGAAGCAAAGGGACUUCAGUACCAGUACUGCGAGGAAGACCCGUACAAGGCGCCUGCAUCACGGGAGCUGCUGGAGGCCAACCCGCGGGGGACUGUACCUGCUAUACGGCAAGGAGAUUGGGCUUGCGCGGAAAGCGGUGUCAUAUUGGAAUAUAUAAACUCCCGUCUGGUACCAGCUUUCUACCGCCUUCUCCGCGAACCGGAGCCCGCCCAACAACCACAAAACAUCGAGAGACUGCAGGAGGCCAUCAAGGAUCUCGUCCUCGCCGCCGAUGAGGAGGGGCCCUUUUUCCUUGGAAGCAGUCUGUCUCUCGUCGACGUUCACUUCGCCCCCUUCGCUGUCCGCCUGUCGCGCAUUCUGCAAUUCCGCUGUGGCUGGACGGCGCCCACGCCGGGGUUACGUUGGGCUAGGUGGUUCGAUGCGCUGGAGAACAAUGUACACAUUCGUGCUACGACGAGCGGGAGGGAUGUCUAUGCGGAAACCGUUGAGCUCUUACAAAUCGCCUUGGAUCGUGAGGGACGCUUGAGUUUUUGA
Colletotrichum higginsianum IMI 349063 is the source of this 1929-nucleotide messenger RNA. RefSeq names its product glutathione S-transferase domain-containing protein. Lineage: Eukaryota; Fungi; Ascomycota; Sordariomycetes; Glomerellales; Glomerellaceae. Bases 1 to 1929 code for a protein of 642 amino acids. The record is from RefSeq and is a predicted model, not a curated record. Gene Ontology annotation, cellular component: cytoplasm. The transcript is spliced from 5 exons.